AGCAGUGGUAACAAGUAACGGUUGUGCCGUCACACAAAAAUUUUCGUCUCGCCUUUUCAACCGCGGCUCGCGCUUUUCGUGUGCGUUCGAAAAUCCGGAAAAUGUGAAAAUCACAUCGGGAACUCAUCGCCGGGAAGGAAACUAUUGGUACAACAGUUUUACACCUUUUUUCACACGCCGUGUUCGUGGUGUUCUCCUCCGGUUCAAGACGUGUGCGAGCGGGAGGACGAGUGCGUGCGGGAUAACGGUGCAAGGAAAAAUCUCAAAUCCGAAAUCAAAGCCCGAAAUUUGUUUUAAUCGCUGUAAUUAUUAGAAUCGAAACUGCUAACUGCAGCUAACGAAUCCGAAAUAUAAAAACCGAGCAAAGUGAAGUGCAAAAACAAAAACAUAAACCGGUCUCUGCAGCAGCAGCACCAGCAGCAAGAGAGCGCGCGCGCAAGGAGCAGAAGGAAGAGAACAAGAACUGGUGAGAGAAAGAGAGAGAGAGCCGAAUAUAGAAUUCGUCCUUUUGUGUGGGUUCAAAAUAAAAUACCCAACCCAAAAAAAGAGCACGAUAACUGGACGAAAAACGGUGAAAAACAAUAACAACAGCAAACGACGAUAGAUUGCAAAAGUAAACAAAUUGCGACGAACUGAACGAAUUUCGGGAAAUUGCAACACGAAAAAGCCACCUCAUGUCUGUUCCCUACAGUUUGAGCUUCACAGAGUUCUAAGCCACAAAGACAGCGGAAAGUUUAGGGAAUCAUCAUGCGACUGACUCAACGAAAAAUCCUCAGCGAAAUGUCCAAGCCAAACGGAUAUCAGAAGGCUCAAGCCAGUCGACCCAUCAAAUAAAUUGCCAAUAAAAAAUAAGAAAAACAACAACAAAGUGAAUAAGCAAAUAAUAAAUUUUAGAAAAUAAGUUCCCUAAAGGAACACACAAACUUUGAGAAGGAACAUUAAAAAAGGAGCCUCGCUCGUUCCUUUUUUCCUUUUUUGUGGGUGAAAGAAAGCCGCCAAAAUUACGACGUACCACCCACCAACGCCCAAGGUCAAACAGAACCCGGCCAAUACGGACGCCAUGUCCGGGCCGGGUGCGUUUGACGAUGAGCCGCCACCGGAGCCCCGGGACGGAUGGCUGCUGGUGCGGAUCCAUGUGCCGGAGCUGAAUGUCUACAAGUGCCUGCAGUUCCCAUCGGAGCGUCUCGUCUGGGAUGUCAAGCAGCAGGUGCUUGCCUCGCUGCCGAAGGAACUCAAGGAGAGCUUCAACUACGGCCUGUUCGCUCCACCUGCCAAUGGCAAGGCUGGCAAAUUCCUGGACGAAGAGCGUCGCCUGGGCGACUAUCCCUUCAAUGGACCCGUUGGCUACUUGGAGCUCAAGUACAAACGACGUGUCUACAAAAUGCUGACCCUGGACGAACGCCAGCUCAAGGCUCUGCACACACGGGCCAAUCUGCGUCGCUUCCUGGAGUGCAUCAAUGGGGGGCAUGUGGAGAAGAUAGCCAAGAUGUGUGCCAAGGGUCUGGAUCCCAAUUUCCACUGCUCGGAGAGCGGCGAGACUCCGCUGACGGUGGCCACGGGUGCCAAGAAGCCGAACAAGUUGCUCAUAGCCCUGGUCAACGGAGGAGCCUUGUUGGAUUACAGGACUAAGGAUGGGACCACGGCACUGCACAGAGCUGUGGAACAGGAUUCCCUAGAGGCAGUCAGCACUCUCCUGGAGCUGGGAGCUUCGCCCAACUAUCGAGAUGGACGUGGCAUCACUCCCUUGUACAUCUCCAUCACCCGAAGGUGUGAGGCCAAGAUCACAGAGAGUCUGCUGCAUGAUCAUGCCACACUCGGAAUCCAGGACAGUCAGGGCUGGAACGAAGUGCAUCAGGCCUGUCGGCAUGGCCUGGUCCAGCACCUGGAACACCUGCUGUUCUAUGGGGCGGACAUGGACGGGCGCAAUGCCUCCGGCAAUAGUCCGCUGCAUGUGUGCGCCGUUAACAACCAAGAGGCCUGUGCCCGUAUGCUUCUCUUUCGCGGUGCCCAGCGCGGUGCCCAGAACUUUGCCAAUCAAACUCCCUACCAGGUGGCUGUCAUAGCCGGCAACUUGGAACUGGCCGAGAUAAUUGAGAACUACAAAUCGGAGGAUAUUGUUCCCUUCCGCGGACCGCCGCGCUACAAUCCGAAGCGACGCUCGGGCAUCGGGUGGCUCAGUGCCAAUGGAGCCGCCGGUGCCGCUCUCCUGGCAGCGGCUGGCGGUGGCUUUGGUGGUGCAAUGGUUGCCAAUGGCAGUGCGAAUGGCCACCUUAAUGGGAAUGGCAUCGGGAACGGCGGAGCUGGCGGUGUCGGUCUGAUGCUCAGCCAUCAGAACCAUCAGCAGCUCCUGGCCGGGCACCACCAGCAGCAGCAGCAGCAGCAGCAGCAGCAGCAGCAGCAUCAUCUGCACCACCAGCACCACCUCCAGCUUCAUGCCCUGCAGCUCCAUGGCCCCCCAUCGCCCUGCCCCUCAGAGCACAUGCUGGGCGCCUACAGCUCCGCCAGCUCCAGCCUGUCCGAGGGCUCCUCUGGCCACCGAUCCCAUGAGGAUGACAUCAGCAUUGUGACAGAUAAAUCCCUGGGCGACACCAGCGACAUCAUCAGCGACUCCUCGGGCGUGGGAACCAACUCGGAUUCGGCGGCCUGUUCCAUUGGCCAUCCCAGCACCACGGUGGUGUGCAUGGAGCCCUAUCCCGGCAACACUGUCGGCCACAUUCGCCUCCAGCCCGGCGAUGUCAUCGAGGUGGUGGGCAGCACCGACUGCGGCCUGCUCGAGGGCUAUGUCCGUGGCACCAAUCAGUCUGGGUUCUUCCCCGCCGACUGUGUCCAGGAGGUGAGUCUGCGCCAGAAGCACAUCACCAAUGUGAUGACCGCCAGCACGGGCAUGGCGCCGCAGCAACAGCAGCAGCAGCAGCAGCAUCAGCAUCAGCAGAACCAACAGCAGCACCUGCAGCAGCAGGCGCCCGUAUCCUCCGCCGCCUCCUACCAGGGAUCUCCGCAGCUGAGCCUUGGAGGACACUCGGGCAGCUCCAGCACCCUGCUGCAGCAGCCCCACCAGUCGCCCUCGCUCUCGGUGGCCAGCAAUGGCUCCUGCCAGCAGCCGGGUGAGACCAACGGAGGCGGAGGAGGAGGAGCUGCUGCUCAGUCUGGGAACGGUGGCAGCAAUCACAACAAUAAUCACUCCGUGGGACAGUACAGCAGCGCCACAGCGCCGCGCAUCAAAAAGAGCGCCUACAAUGCGCCACGUUCGGUGGUGCUGCACCGCGCCAAGCGCGGCUUCGGCUUCAUCCUGCGUGGCGCCAAGGCCAGUUCCCAGCUGAUGCAGCUGCGUCCCUCAGAGCGUUUUCCGGCGCUCCAAUAUCUGGACGAUGUGGAUCCGGGUGGCGUGGCAGAUAUGGCUGGACUCCGGCCUGGCGAUUUCCUCCUCACGAUCAACGGCGAGGACGUGAGCGCCGCCUCCCACGAGCAGGUGGUGGAGAUGAUCCGCUCGGCGGGCGCUCUGGUCAACAUGACGGUGGUCUCGCCCCAGUUUCCCCACCAGAUGCAGGCCAGUGCCCAGUACCUGCCCAGCGGGGCACGUGCUGGCAGCCAGCACCUGAACAGUGGACCAAGCACGCCGCAGUCCUCACAUCGCCAGUGCGCCACGCUGCCCAGGAAGAUGGCGGGUCCGGGAAGCAAUGGCGGCGGAGGAUCCUCGACCGGAGGAAGCGUUCGCAUGGCACCGAUGCCACCACGCCGAGAUCCCAAGACCACGCUCAGUGUGGGCCGGGCCAGAGCCAAGUCCAUGGUGGCUGGCCUCGAGAAUGGAGGCGAAAAGGAGGAUGACUUGCCGCACACCAAGUCCAAUUCGGUGGAGUCCAUUGCCAUGCCCGCGCCGGGAGGCAGCGGUGGUGGCGGCAACCAGACGGGACCUGGAACGCCCGUUCAGCUGCGCACGGCCAGCAUCAAGGCGCGACCCACUUCCAGCAGGAUCACUGCUGCGGAGCUGGAAGAGCUCUUCCAGCGGCAGCAGGGCGAGGGCAACGCAGCGAAUGCCAGUCGCUAUGCCACCAUGAUGACCAGCUCGCGCUUCCAGUCGGGCACGGACAGCGGGGCGGCCACACCGCCCGCCUCCAACGGUUCGCCGAUGAGGACCGGUCCCCUGGUCUACGGCAGCGUGGCCGAGAUGAAGCGCAAGACGGCGAGGAGCAAGCACGGCAGUGGAACACUACGCGGCAAGCCAGUGGCCACGCCAACGGUGGGUGCCGGCGGCGGAGCAGGAGGCGGACGCGACCUCAAGCGGUUCCACUCGACGCCCGAUCUGCACGGUCCGCAGCUACAUGGCUCGGCCUCAUCCAUUUGGCAGGCGGCCGGCAAGGGUCACCACUCGCAGGACGAUGUGGCCACGCUCCAUGCCUCCCUGCAGCGCCUGAACUCCAACCAGGGUGAGCUGAAGCUGGGAGGAUUGGCAGGACAGGCGGUGCUCCCACCACCGAAUCAUCCACCGCCGCCGCCACCCGUGGGCCAGGUGGUCAAGGUAGAGACUCGCAGCAGUGUCUCGGAGUACGAGAGCACCGUCUCCUUGCAACAGAAGCUGAAGAAGCGCACGGAGAACGAUGCGGUGACCAGUGCCGCCAUCGAUGGCGUCCAGAGCAGCUUCAAUCCCUCGGCGAAUGCCAAGAUCUAUGCCUCGCCCCAGGAGCUGCGCAACGUGAUGGCCUGGAAGUUGCGGCAGGCGCAGGAGAAGCCCCAGCAGGAGACAUCCGCGGGCUCCCAGCAGCCGGUCAGUCAGUAUGCGGCUCCCACGCAGAUGCGACCGCCACAACAGCAACAGCAGCAGCCCACGGCAGUGGCCUCCCACUACGCUGCUCCUCAAGUGCAAGUGCAGGUGCAGGUCCAGCAGGUGCAGCCAGCGCCUCAAUCUCCGCCAGCACCACCGCCACCACAGCCACAGGCAGCGCCAGUGCCGGCACAGAAUGGAAACAGCAAUGGAAACGCCGGAUCAGCUCCUCCGAUUCCCGAGCCGGACUACAGCUGCAGCGAGUCGGACGGCGAGGACGAGAACUCCAUUCUAGUGGCUCGCAACACCAAGCUCAACGAGAAGAUUGCCCUGUUCGAUGUGCCCGAGACCAGUGGCAAUAGUCAGGCCAGUGGCAGCAGCUCCAACUCGGGCAGCGCCUCCAUUUCUCAUUCGCUCUCCGUGGAGGAGAUCCAGCGCAUUCGUAGCAAUCUCAAGACCUCCAAGUCAUCGCCGAAUGGCUUUGCCAAGAAGCCAGAGGAGGAGCAACAGCAAGCCCAGCAGCAAUCCCACCAGCAACAGCCGCAGCAGCACUUGCAGCCCGGCGAGGAUGAGUGCGACAAUAGCAGCUCCGGCGUGAGCAGCGAACAAGAGCAGCAGAUGCAGGCCCAGGCACAGACUGGGGCACUUGGCAAGCCCACCGAUACCAUCAAGAAGAAGCCUACGGUAACCAUUGUGGAGGAACCCAAGACCAUACCGGAUCAGCCAAGCCAAACGAAGCCCAUGGCCAAGACCACGAUCAGUAUAGGCGGCGGAGGCGGUGGUGGAGCCACGGCCACGCUGACAGUGAAGCAGCUGGUGCAGCAGCAACAUGCGCCCGUCAUUCAGCAGCAGCAGCAGCAGAUGGGCGGCAAGCAACCACAAACAGUGGCCAAGAUGCUGCCCCAAAGCAACGUCAGCAACGUCAACGUUAACGCAAACAACAAGGUAAUGAGUCCCCAAGUGCUGGGUCGCAUUCCCAACCACCAUCACCAACAGCAGCAGCAAUCGAAUCCGAAUCAGAAGCUGAUCGCCACCCAGCAGCAGAUCCUGCAGCAGCAGCAACAGCAGCUGGCCCACCAGCAGCACCUGCAGCAGAUCCUCAAGGCGAAGGCAGCAGCGGCCGGAGGAGCCAGCAACACGGCCGCCUUGGUGGCCAAACACCAGCAGCAGCUGCACAAGGGCAAUAGCAACAGCAGCGGCGGCCACGAAUCGGAGAUGGAGCAGCGCUCCGAUGUGGAGGACGACGAUGGUGAUCUGAGUCCCUCGCCGCCGGCCAAGGCCUUCCAGCGUCACAAUUCGCUGACGCGCAAGCAGGCGGCCGCAAUUGCCAUGCAAAGGGGCGCCACUAGGACCUCGGCCGUGUCCCUGAUGCAGCUGCCGCCGCCCCUGGAGGCGGAUAGCGAUGGCGAGCCGACGUCGCAGCAUACGCUUCAGCGUCAGACCCAUCCGGCUCAUCAGCUCCAACUGCAGCAAUUGCAACUGCAGCAGCAGAUGCAGCUGCAGCAGCAACAUCCACAGCAGCAGCAGCAACAGCAACAGCCGAUGGUUGUGGGCAUGCUGCCCAGCGGACAGCUGGUGGCUGUUGCCUCUGGCGCUGUUGUUGCUGGCGUUCCGGGCGUUGGAUCAGCGGCUGCGGUGCAGCCGGGCAACAACAAUCUGCAGCAGCUGUGCACCGACAAUCUGGUGUUGGCGCCGCCGCCGCAGUUCUGCGAUUGCAACGAUGCCAAGCACGCGCCGCAGCCGCAUCUGCCAACGAGCCAAUACCAUCCCCAGCAGCAGCAGCAGCAACAACAGCAGCAGCAGCAACAGCAACAGCAACAACUGCAGCAGCAACUGCAACAGCAGCAGCAGCAGCAGAUGCAACUGCAGAUGCACCAACGGCUGUCGGGUGGCGCUGGCCCCGGCUCCGUGGGCACCUUGGGCAGGGUUCGCAUUGUGGGGGCCAUGCCCAAGGCGAACCACCACAGGCUGCACUAAGCAGGCAGAAAUCAAAUCAAUCGUUUGCCAAAUCGUGUUACAUUGUUAGUUAGUGUUAGUUGUUAGUCCAAACAACAGUCAUUGCCAACUCUCACAACGAAGAAAGAAACUGCACCCGAUUUAAUGGCUAAAAAGGGAUCACGUUCGAACUGCAAUUUGUUUGAUUUCCCAGUCUUUUAAUUACUUUUAUUAUAUAUUUAUUGCGUGUGAUAUAAAUUUAUGUAACUAAGCGCUAUUUUGUAAUCGAAACAGCAGCAAUAUCUAACGGUUAAAACCCAAAACCCCCCAUAGAAGCCUCUUGAAAACAAACUGAGAGGCAGUCGAAGGAAUAGCAUGCAUGUUCUAUUCGCAUUUUCGUUCAUUUCAGUUUGCUUUCGAGCCCAGUCUUAGUUCGUAGACAAGUUCAUUUAUUCAAGUAUCCAUCCAUUGAUCAUUCGUGUUCGAUUUAGUGCACAAAACACACACAUUUAAGCGGAACACUAAACACAUUUAAUCUAAAUACACAAACUAGCGUAGGUUUUUAUAGGCCUAAAGGGAAGGAAGAAGGGAAAGCACCGAGUAACAAUAAUAUUUGAAUUUGAGCAUUUAGCCGAAUUUCCAAGUCAAGUCAAAGUCAACUAAAACUAAAUAUAAAACUAAACCUAAACCUAAA
Messenger RNA from Drosophila serrata, 7388 nucleotides. RefSeq names its product SH3 and multiple ankyrin repeat domains prosap (gene Prosap). Lineage: Eukaryota; Metazoa; Arthropoda; Insecta; Diptera; Drosophilidae. The record is from RefSeq and is a predicted model, not a curated record. Gene Ontology annotation, cellular component: dendritic spine; postsynaptic density; postsynaptic membrane. Gene Ontology annotation, molecular function: ionotropic glutamate receptor binding; synaptic receptor adaptor activity.